AAUGAUGUUACUGCAUUAUUUGGCAACAAUAGGGUUACUAAUCAUAUGAGUGGUAGUGGCGGUUUAUCUCAUGGUGCUAGUAGUAGCAGCAACUAUAAAGGAAAAAAACCUCAGGUCUUAUGUGAAGUUUGUGGUUUCAAAGGACACACAAAGGAUACCUGUUACAGGAUUGUUGGAUAUCCUGCAGAUUGGAAAGGGAGAAAGAAGGGAGUACCAGCAAACUAUCAGUCCAGCCAUGCAGGUAAUAUUCCCUUUGCCAAUCAUACUAGUGUUCUGACUGCAGGCACAGGGACAAGCAGUCAACACAGCUACUGGCCUCAACAGAUUGGUCAUCAACUACCUCUGCAGCAAUUUCCCACUGAAGGCUACUCACCAAAUCUCCAAAUGCAGUCUCACAACUCCAGAGUUCUUCCUCAGAUGCAGCAGUUUGACCUUCAGCAAAGUAGAGGAGAUUCUCAACUCAUGCAUCAUGUCAGGCCUUACUUCACUCCUGAGCAGUACCAACAGGUUAUUCAAAUGCUGAAUAAGAGUCCUGCUGAUGGCUCCUCCACCAGUACUACCGCAGCAGGACCUCUCCACUGGAUAGGUGAAGGGGAUUGGUAGAGAACACCAAGGUCUAUAUGUGCUACAUGGAGGAUCAGGUCUUCAAACUUGUUCCUCUCCCUCUUAUCCAGCCAGUCACACAGUCACCUCAAUUUCUACGAAUAAUGCUCAUCUUUGGCAUCUUAGAUUGGGUCAUGCUCCGUUAGAAGUGUUAACCAAGCUUGGUGGUCUUCCUCACCUCCCUCAGUCUACUCAGUCCUCUCAUUGCUCUGUGUGCCCAAUAGCCAAACAAGCAAAAUUACCUUUUCCUGUUAGUACUAGUAGGUCUCAAUUUGCUUUUCAAUUACUUCAUUGUGAUGUAUGGGGUCCCUAUAGAGUUCCCACGUAUGAUGAUAAGCGAUACUUUGUUACCUUAGUCGAUGACUACUCUAGAUUUACUUGGUUGUGCUUGUUGCAUUCUAAAUCUGAUACUGUUGUAGUCAUGAAAGCCUUUAUUAAUACAGUUCAAAAUGUUUUCUCUUCUACUAUUAAGACUCUUCUAACUGAUAAUGGCUGUGAGUUUCUAAGUACUUGUUUUCAAGAUAUUUUAAAGGUCUUUGGCAUCCAACAUCAAACCACAUGUGUCUACACUCCCCAGCAAAAUGGAGUGGUUGAAAGGAGGCACAGAACCAUACUUGGUAU
Messenger RNA from Solanum stenotomum, 1224 nucleotides. RefSeq lists its product as uncharacterized. Lineage: Eukaryota; Viridiplantae; Streptophyta; Magnoliopsida; Solanales; Solanaceae. The transcript has 2 exons. The record is from RefSeq and is a predicted model, not a curated record. The coding region runs from base 46 to 603 and encodes 185 amino acids.